UUUACAGCAGAGAUAAACAAACACAACUAUUCAGUUUGACCGCUUAUCGGCAACUGACGAGCAGCGGCAGCAGCGCACGUCAAUUCACCGGCGAGAUCAAGAACUAAGCUCCAAAUGGAUUGCUUAAAAUUGAUUGAAACGUCCAAUUACUUCGGCUACAACGGCGUUUGCAUCAGUAACGAAAAAGCUUAUCUCCUGCAGAAUUCUCUACUCAUUUUGCAAGAAGAGAAUCAUUUUCGAAAAACUUUUUACUGGGGACGCAUAAACGGAGUCCAAAGAGAUUAUCACGUUGCUUAUGGCUAUGAUAAAGAUUGUCUAAACGGUCAAGAUUUCUUUUACAGUCUCGAUUGUGUCGAAUGGCUGCUGAUGCCGAAGCCCGAAAAGCGUGGACGUUUUUUGGCUUCUCUCGCAGGUACAGCUUUUGAGGGCGAUCCAACGGUUAUGACUAAUGUUUACAACGCUAAUCCGGCGUUGCCACCAAACGAAGACCACUCCAAACUUUUCGAGGGCCCCGUGCCACAAGAAUUGAAGGAAGAAGAUCGUUUAGCUUGCAUAGUUGAAUUAAUAAACGAAGACGCGAUGAUCGUGCCUCGGGGAGCCUGGUUCAAGCGUCCGAACGGUCAAAUAAUAGAAAACGUAUCGUUCGAAGGAUUGAACGAAACAGAAGCUGCUUGUGAAAAGUCUUAUCUGCAUGGACGAGCGCCCCAGAAAAAAUGGAAUACGAAUUUAUUGACGAGGCCAGACUACAAUUAUGCUAUCGAUUUCCUCGACUCGAUCGACUCGGAUUUGCCUCAAGGCUGUUGGAAUCUCCAAAUGUAUCAAAACGCUCGUUUGGCCAUUCUCCAGAGUUUGUAUUGGCCAGGAAUGACUUUUUAUCACAAAGUCAACACGCCCCACUACGGUUCGCUUUACGUGGGCCACGGAAUGAAGAAUCUGGACGUUCCAUUUAUGAUUCAAUGAUUACAAAACUGUCACGACCGUUGAUCCGAAAAAGUCAAACUGUCGCAAUUUUAAGGUUAAGAACAUCGAGAUGGAAUAAAAUUGAGAGAAGUCGCUGGCCAAGAAAAUUUUUUCGUUUCUGCUUUUGUCCAUGCAGCGCCCCCAUUCGUCUUUUUCAUCGC
Messenger RNA from Venturia canescens, 1121 nucleotides. RefSeq names its product Radial spoke head protein 9 (gene Rsph9). Gene Ontology annotation, cellular component: axoneme; radial spoke. NCBI's taxonomy places the organism in Eukaryota, Metazoa, Arthropoda, Insecta, Hymenoptera, Ichneumonidae. The record is from RefSeq and is a predicted model, not a curated record. The transcript has 5 exons. Bases 115 to 960 code for a protein of 281 amino acids. Gene Ontology annotation, biological process: axoneme assembly; cilium movement involved in cell motility; motile cilium assembly.